Molecule: messenger RNA, 1566 nt
Organism: Scedosporium apiospermum
Lineage: Eukaryota; Fungi; Ascomycota; Sordariomycetes; Microascales; Microascaceae
Exons: 3
Coding region: 1-1566 (521 amino acids)
Molecular function (GO): protein binding
Source: RefSeq, a predicted model, not a curated record
AUGAUCAUGGAAGUACCCAAACACAGCGAUUGCUGCGAGGGCAACUCAAAGGCUCGCGCCUUCUUUGAUGCCGCCGUCAAUGGCGAUUUGGAGACUUUGAAAACCCUCCUCGACCCGACCAUCGACCUUGACGCUCGGCACGGGAACUUUCCGAACGAUAAGACGGCGCUGCAUGCCGCUACGGAACAUGGACAUAUUGAAACCAUGCGUUUCCUUCUUGCUCACGGCGCUGAUCCUGAAGUGGACAUUCCGUUAGACGGGCUCACACCCCUCCACGUAGCAGCUUGGAUGGCCAACUACGAGGCCGUUCGUCUGCUCCUUGAUUCAGGAGCCGAUAUUAGCAGGACAUUCAACAUAGAAGGUGACGAAGGCCCUGCGACCUUUCUCGUCUUGAGAAAUGCGCAUCUGCCACGCUCAAAUAUUGAGCAGAAACACUUCGAUAUCGUAAAUCUACUUCUCGACCGCGGCAUAGAUAUCAACACUCCAAAAUCGCAUUACGGAGACGGGAAUCUAAUUCAAUAUGCUGUACGCGCAGAUAGCCCGGACAUGGUCAAGAUGCUUAUUGAUCGCGGCGCCGAGACGAACAAUGAGCUGCUGCGGGACGCAGUCAGUUGGAAUCGAAGCGUCCGAACUCUGCAAUACCUGCUGGACGAAGUGGGCUUGGAGGACGAGGGUCACGAGGCACUACAGCAUCUUGCAUUCUUCUCCAAAGAAGAACCGUGCGAGGACAUGGCCCGCAUCCUCCUCUCUAGGGAGACUGACCUCAACGUCCAAGGGAUUUAUACUGCCUUGUGUGAUGCCGCUCUGCAAGCAAAUCUGCGCAUUAUCGAGUGCUUUCUCGAGCAAGGCAUCAACAUCAACGGGGUCGGUGCUUCCGGAGAAACGGCUCUACUCAUGGCUUGUUCGAGCACGCGACCCGGGGCAUUGUCUGCUGUAAAGCUUUUGCUCGACCGAGGGGCCGACAUGCGCUGUCGUGCGAUCGAUUCACAACCAAGUGUGGGUAAGAUUGCAGGAGAUAGCGUGUUACACCAAAUUGGGGCUUUCCGUUUCCCAGAAUUAAUGAGGCUACUUCUAGAUGCCGGCGCAGAUAUCGAGGCUAGAAAUGUCUGGGGCGAGACCCCGCUGAUUACCUUCUCUAGACACUUAGAGUUUGUCUCCUCUCCUGAACCUGGGCCCGUCACCCCGAGAAUGGAAGUUCUUCAGCUGCUCCUGGAUUCUGGAUGCGACGUCAAUGCAUCGGAUAGGAAAGGAAUGACUGCUCUUCACCAUCUCCCUCAUCGCCGUUCGCACAUGGCCACGGUAAGGGCUGCGGCAAGCUUGAUGAUUGAGAGAGGCAUUGAUCGCACGGCGCUCGAUCACGAUGGUAGGGAAGCAUCCGAGCUAUUCAGAGAGCUUUGCGGGAUGACUCUUGAGGAUUUACUGCAAGAUAAGACGGAAGCUUGGACCAGGGAGAUAACUCAAGGAGUUGAUGCAGGACGGUCUCCUGCCCAGCCUGGCUUACACACGGAAACACCUCGCCAACAUCCACCCACACACAUUGGCAUGGCUGAGGAGACCCCGGUUUGA